Messenger RNA from Pelodiscus sinensis (Chinese soft-shelled turtle), 2876 nucleotides. NCBI's taxonomy places the organism in Eukaryota, Metazoa, Chordata, Testudines, Trionychidae. The record is from RefSeq and is a predicted model, not a curated record.
ACUCACCACUUUUGCACUUCCAUGAAUCUGACUGUGAACUAAGAGGAUCUUCAUCGUGUGAAUCUCUGCUUUCUCUCAAUACUGAAAAAAUUCUGAGCCAAGCAAAGUCACUUGCAGAACAAAAGCGAUUUCCAUUUGCCACUGAUAAUGAGAACAAAAAUGAAGAUUUGGCAAUUGCCUAUGUGUUGAUUGGCAGUGGCCUAUAUGAUGAAGCUGUAAGACAUUUUUCAGCAAUGCUACAGGAUGAUCCAGAGCUGGUUAGUGCUAUUUAUGGACGAGGGAUAGCAUAUGGCAAAAAAGGACUACAUGACAUAAACAAUGCUGAGCUUGCCCUUUUUGAGCUGAGCAGAGUAAUUAGUCUGGAACCAGAUCACCCUGAAGUAUUUGAACAGCGAGCAGAAAUACUGUCUCCUCUGGGCCGAAUUAGUGAGGCGCUGGCUGAUCUCACCACAGCUAUUCAGCUACAACCAUCGGCGCGACUUUACAGGCACAGAGGUACUCUUUACUUCAUAUCUGAGGACUAUGCAACAGCUCAUGAAGAUUUUCAGCGCUCCUUGGAACUAAACAAAAACCAGCCUAUAGCUAUGCUAUACAAAGGCUUGACUUUUUUCCAUAGAGGACUUCUGAAGGAAGCUAUUGAAUCAUUCAAAGAAGCCUUAAAGCAGAAAGCUGAUUUCAUAGAUGCAUAUAAGAGUCUGGGACAGGCCUACAGGGAGCUUGGUAACUUUGAUGCUGCUACAGAGAGCUUCCAGAAGGCUUUGUUGCUAAAUCAAAAUCAUGUUCAGACAAUACAGCUCAGGGGAAUGAUGCUUUACCAUCACGGUAGCCUAGAUGAAGCACUGAAGAAUUUUAAGAGAUGUCUUCAGCUAGAGCCAUAUAAUGAAGUAUGCCAGUAUAUGAAAGGUCUCAGUCAUGUUGCAAUGGGACAAUUUUAUGAAGGCAUAAAAGCUCAAACUAAGGUUAUGUUAAACGAUCCACUACCAGGCCAGAAGGCUAGUCCAGAGUACCUAAAAGUGAAAUACCUCAGAGAAUAUUCUCGAUAUUUGCAUGCCCAUCUUGAUACUCCUCUUGUAGAGUAUAAUGUAGAUACAGAUCUUCCUGGAAACUUUAAGGACCAUUGGGCCAAAAACCUUCCCUUUCUAAUAGAAGACUAUGAAGAACAGCCAGGAUUGCAGCCACACAUAAAGGAUGUGCUAUUUCAUAAUUUUGAAAGCUAUAAACCUGAGGUACAAGAACUUGUAUGUGUGGCUGAUCGUCUGGGUUCACUGAUACAAUACGAGACACCAGGAUUUCUUCCAAAUAAGAGAAUACACAGAGCAAUGGGGCUGGCUGCAUUGGAAGUAAUGCAAGCUGUGCAACGGACCUGGACAAACUCAAAAGUUCGAAUGAAUGGGAAAACCAGAUUGAUGCAGUGGAGAGACAUGUUUGACAUUGCUGUGAAGUGGCGAAGGAUAGCUGACCCAGAUCAGCCCGUGCUUUGGUUAGAUCAAAUGCCAGCUCGAAGUCUUAGUAGAGGCUUUAAUAACCACAUUAAUCUAAUCAGGGGACAAGUCAUUAACAUGAGAUACCUGGAAUAUUUUGAAAAAAUACUUCAUUUUAUUAAAGACAGGAUCCUUGUUUAUCAUGGUGCUAAUAAUCCUAAAGGUCUGCUAGAAGUUAGAGAAGCACUGGAAAACGUUCACAAAGUAGAAGACCUUCUUCCCAUAAUGAAGCAGUUUAACAGUAAAACAAGAGAUGGAUUUACUGUAAAUACAAAAGUCCCUAGCCUCAAAGAUCAAGGGAAAGAAUAUGAUGGAUUCACAAUUACAAUAACAGGAGACAAAGUUGGGAACAUAUUAUUUUCAGUGGAAACUCAGACAACAGAAGAAAGAACACAACUGUAUCAUGCAGAAAUAGAUGCACUAUAUAAGGACCUAACGGCCAAAGGAAAAGUACUAAUUUUAUCUGCAGAGCUUGGGGAGGCAGAUGCUGUGUGCAAUCUUAUCCUGUCUUUAGUUUAUUACUUCUAUAAUUUAAUGCCCCUCUCAAGAGGAUCCAGUGUGAUAGCUUAUUCGGUGAUCAUGGGAGCACUGAUGGCAAGUGGGAAAGAAGUAGCAGGAAAAAUACCAAAAGGAAAGUUGGUUGAUUUUGAAGCCAUGACAGCACCUGGUUCUGAGGCCUUUAGCAAAAUAGCCAGAAGCUGGAUGAAUCUCCAAAGUAUUUCUCCUGCUUACAAGAGUCUCCCAUCAGUAUCAGAGACGUUUCCAACAUUAAGAACAAUGAUUGAGGUGCUAAAUGCAGAUUCUUCUCGUUGUCUUAAAAAAACUCUAGUUGCUGUUUAAUUUAUACAAAUAAAGAGCCAAAACCUCUUGUUUUGUAAAUUAUUUUUGAAAAGGAAAAAUUAUGAAGACACUGGUCUUAAAUUAUUUUGAUACAAUUUUUGAUAAAUGUAAUACUUGAACUAUUUUAUUUACCUUACGGGCUCUCAACAAGUGGGAAAAUCUUUGAUUGAAAAUAUACAAUGACUGUGAAGGAUGGGGGCAUAUGGCAGCUUCAUUUGUUUUAAUGCAUAAUUUAAUGCCACUGCUUUCCUAAGUGCAAAUUUAUUUCAGUGACCAAAUCUAAGGCAAUAUGAUAUAAUUGAAUGGUAACUAUUUUGAACCUGCUGCCGAUAUGGAUUUUGUUCUUAAAAAAUGUUUUUCUUAAUGCACUUUGAAAAUCCCAUAUCUUCUCUGUCUUUCAGUCCUACAUUUUCAGGUUCUUCAAAACAAAACAUUUUACUAUGAAGAAUAGUUUCAAAUGCCUGUUUGAUGAAUAAUGUCAGGAACACUUGUAAAGAAUUUGAUGUCAGGAAAACAAACUUUGGAAAUAAAAGUAAACAAAUAAUGUGCUUAAAA